Prunus armeniaca (apricot) is the source of this 2976-nucleotide messenger RNA. The record is from the annotation of a GenBank genome assembly. NCBI's taxonomy places the organism in Eukaryota, Viridiplantae, Streptophyta, Magnoliopsida, Rosales, Rosaceae.
AUGGGGCUUUUGCUUAAACAAGCGCUCAAGACACUCUGUGGUUCCAAUCAGUGGGCUUAUGCUGUGUUCUGGAAGAUCGGCUGCCAAAACCCUAAACUAUUAAUUUGGGAAUGUCAUUAUGAACCAUCAAUAUGUUCUCUACCUAAACGCAUUGCUGGAACUGAAAGAGCCGAAUUACCAUUUGGAGAGUGGGAAGGGUGCUGGGUUUCUUCUGAAGUGUGUUCCUCUUCUAAUGGUAUUCAACCAGAGGAAAGAGUGUCUUCACUUAUUAGUAGAAUGAUGAUGGAUAAACCGUUUAAUAUAGUGGGCGAAGGAAUAGUGGGACGAGCUGCAUUUACAGGAAACCAUCAAUGGAUUCUAUCAAGCAAUUACACUAAAGAUGCCCAUCCACCGGAGGUCCUAAAUGAGAUGCACCACCAAUUUUCUGCUGGCAUGCAGACAGUUGCAGUUAUUCCUGUUCUUCCUCAUGGUGUUGUUCAACUUGGUUCUUCCCUGGCUAUGAUGGAGAAUAUAGGAUUCAUCAAUGAUGUGAAGAGUUUAAUCCUGCAACUAGGAUGCAUUCCUGGUGCUCUGUUAUCAGAAAACUAUGCAACAAAAGAUUUUGUUGAGAAAUCUGGAGUACCCUAUACUGCUGGUAUGCUGACACCUAUGCAUCCAGCUGGAAAUUAUAAGGAAACAGGUUCUGCUCAGAUGACUGAUAACUAUACACAUCAAAGCAACUCAUCUCGGGCCUCAGGCCUUGUUGGCCAACCAUCUCACUCUCUUCUUAAAGAUGUUCACAAUAAGUCUCAAACUACUGAUUCAACAUUUCAAACCCCUAACCUUACCCAAAAUCUACCUAAAAUUCAUGAUGACCCUCAACAACCAACGGUUUCUCCAUUGAUGAAACCAAACUUUUCUUUUGACGGCCAACGAAAGGAUGGAGUUGGGGGAGCUGAAGUAAUUGCCACCAAUUCUGAUGUGUGGUUGAACCAGCUGACUCCCUCAUAUAAUUCAAGCAGGGGACUCAAAUACCCAUCUCGUUUGGGUCAAUCAGGUGCAAAUCAGGGCAGUCUAAAGUUGAUGGAACAUCAGAUCUUAUCUGGUGGUAGCAUUAGGUAUGAUCUUGAUAACAACUUUAGUGCGUCGAAUGGUAUCAUGCCUCAAUUGAGAACAAAUGGAAGUUUAAUCCUUGAUCAGAGCAAAGGUUCGAUAACUGCUUCGGUGGUCGGAGGAAGUCAAGCACAUGGUGGAUCAAGUAGUCAUUCAAGGCAAAUUUUAGUUCCUUGUUCUCCUUCAGACUCACACAGGGCAGCUGACAUCAACCUCUGUGGUGGACGUCUGUCCAGUGUUAAAUUUCAGAAGGCUGAUGAUUUCCAAACAGAAGGGGUUUCUUCAUCCAGUGUGGCAGGUCAAUCAGCUUCUCAGAACAUGCUUUCAAAGGGCUCUGACCAGAGACAGUUUUCUACCAAUGUGAAGUUUACUCAGACUGAACUGGCCCUGAGGGAGCAACGGAUGGAUCAUGAAUUGUUUAAAGCCCUUAGCAUCCCAUUGAUUCAUCCAGAUGAACACAUGUCUUUGAGCGAGAACAUCCCUGAUAUUAUUCAUGAUGACCUUGAUUAUAAAAUUUGUAGUCCAGGAUCUGCAAAUGCUACACAUGAUGCUUGUACUCAAAUUUCAUCAGGAGCUGAUUUGUUUGACGUUUUGGGUAUGGAUUUUAAAAAUAAGCUGUUUAAUGGCAAUUGGAACAAAUUUCUUGCUGAUGAGAUAGGUUCAAAUACAAAAGACCUGGGUGAGAAUACUUCGACAUUUACAAAUGUGCAGGAGUUGGGUUCUGAUUAUUAUUCACCAGGUCAAGGAAUAUCAAACAGUAGCAUUUUCUCUGGGGGAGGCGCUGACCAUCUUUUAGAUGCUGUGGUCUCUAGGGCUCAGUCUGCUGUCAAGCAGAGCUCUGAUGAUAACGUGUCAUGUAGAACAACAUUGACAAAAAUCAGUAGCUCUUCCAUGCCUAACAGUUCUCCCACUUGUGGACGGGUUAGUAUGCCUAAUCAUGUGCAUGGGGAGACAUUGGGCCUUCCUAAGGCUAUUGGAAAAGCAGGGAUAGAAGAACCCAGUUCAUUCCAAUCUGGGUGUAGCAGGGAUGAUGUGGGGAACUGUUCCCAGACUACCUCCAUAUAUGGAUCUCGUAUAAGUUCUUGGGCUGAACAGGGUAAUACUGCAAAGCAUGAGAGUAGUGUUUCAACUGCAUAUUCUAAGAGGCCUGAUGUAAUGGGAAAAUCAAAUCGCAAAAGGCUUAAACCUGGAGAGAACCCUAGGCCAAGGCCAAAAGAUCGUCAGAUGAUCCAAGAUCGGGUCAAAGAGUUGCGGGAUAUUGUGCCAAAUGGAGCAAAAUGUAGCAUAGACGCACUGCUUGAACGCACUAUCAAGCAUAUGCUUUUCUUGCAAAGCGUCACAAAGCAUGCUGACAAGCUGAAACAAACAGGAGAAUCUAAGAUUAUUGGCAAAGAAGGUGGACUGGUUCUAAACGACAACUUUGAUGGGGGGGCAACAUGGGCUUUUGAGGUUGGGUCACAAUCAAUGGUUUGCCCUAUCAUCGUUGAGGAUCUGAAUCCACCUCGUCAGAUGCUUGUGGAGAUGCUUUGUGAAGAACAGGGUUUCUUUUUAGAAAUUGCUGAUUUGAUCAGAGGUUUGGGUUUGACCAUCUUGAAGGGGGUGAUGGAAGCUCGGAAUGAUAAGAUAUGGGCACGCUUUGCAGUAGAGGCAAAUAGGGAUGUAACGAGGAUGGAAAUAUUUAUGUCGCUUGUUCAACUUUUGGAGCAAACUGUAAAAGGCAAUGCAUCAUCGGUAAAUGCCAUGAAGAACAGUAUGAUGGUCCAACACUCUUUUCCUCUAGCAUCACCUAUCACUGCAACUGGAGCAGUAGAUUGUGAUGGGCCACUAGCUGUAGUUUGUUGGUCUGGACGUGUUCAGAGCAAGCGUAGUGUUUGCUUGCCAUGA